AUGAUCGAGCUAAAACCAAACGACGUAGAUGGAUACUUGUUGGCUGGGCAAUUUUAUGAAAAACGGAAUCGUCUUUCAGCUGCACGUGCCAUCUAUGCAAAUUCACUGUCAAAGGUCCCAUUAACCGAUCCACGUUAUCAUGAACUUGAUCUCGCUCUCAAAAAUCUCGAUACGCGACGGAGUUCUUUCGUUUCCUUGUUUCCAUAUGAUAUUUCAGAAACCAUUUUCAGGUAUUUGACACGCGACGACCUUAUCGAAUGCGCUGGCGUUUGUCAAGUAUGGAAUCAUUUUAUAUUACAGUGGCCCAAGUUUUGGGAAUUACUGGAUGGUGUCAUUGAGCGUACAGCCUUUGAUUCGCUAUUGGGUGACAAGGGUGAUCGAUUUUAUAUGCUAGGCGAAGCCAAUAACGCUCUUCUCAGCCCUAUGCUCGGGUAUCUUGUAGCCACUGGUGCAAGCAACAUCAAAAGCAUACAGUUCGAGGACAUGCUUUUGAAAGAAAAAGACAUCGACAUGGCUGUAAAUGCCGUAAAUUCAUGCACCUCCGCUGUGGAAGAGUUGACCUUCAAGGACGUUCAUCUCGGUGAUCCAGCACAUGUACUGCUCGAGGUUGUUGGACAAUGUCCUCAACUGAAACACUUUGCCUAUAGCGUGGGGAUUAGGGGCUUUGAUCGUGAGCAAACGUUCCCCAUCUCAUACCCUGCCAAAGACCCGCUUUUGAAGCGUAUCCCGCAUGAUGUUUACAUGCUUACAACUCUUGAUCUUUCCAUGGGCCGUAGUUUCACUGAACGUGUACAGCUACAACCCUUAAGCUUGCUUCCCAGAUUUUUAAAGAGGUGUCCUCAUCUUGAAAGGCUCAAGGUAGAUUCGGACGAUAUCGUCUCGCAUGAAAAACCCAAACGUGCCAGUAUUAAACGCUCUAGUCGCAUGAAAGAUUUGAUGUCGGCUGUUGUCAAGUACUGCCCUCGUUUGAAGGAUUUGGUAUCAGCCCAUCCUGCAUGGAGCAUGCCAAGCAUUGAUGAAGAUUUACGAUGCAACAUGGCUGAUUCGGAAAAGAAGGGUCUUCAGCGUUUCGUCUUUUCGUAUUAUAUGGAGGACACGCUGAUCUGGGCUUCGGAUCUUGUGCCAUUGAUCAAGAAGCAUCACAAGACGCUGGCAGUACUCUACCUCCGCUUUGAUGAUGACAAGUUGCUGGACACUCGCUUUCUUCUUCUGUUGGCUCGCUAUGGGAUGCCACAGCUACGCGAAUUAUACUUAUAUACAGAGGGCAGCCGUCCAGAAUAUACAUGGACUACCAUUUACCGUAAGGAGACAUUAUUAAGCCAGGCCAUUCGUACCCUUCGACGUCGUAAGAAGUCAUCAUUAACCCAUUACAUUAUUGCCCUUCGUCGUAAGCCAUCAUUAAGCCAAGUCAUUAUUAACCUUGGUCGUAAGAAGCCAACAUUGAGCCAAGCCAUUGUUGCCCUUGCUAAACGAUGUCCCGAGUUGCGAAUACUCCAUGUUGUGGAGAAAAGGAUAUAUUGUUGGGACCCCAGCCUAUACGAAAUCGAUAUUCGUGCAAUUUUCUCAGUCAUCCUGCAUUGUCGUUUUCUCAAGCAAUUCAAGAUAGACACCAAAAGGAACCAUACCGCCGAAAUACGAGGAUGA
This is a messenger RNA of Lichtheimia ornata, 1644 nucleotides long. RefSeq lists its product as uncharacterized. The record is from RefSeq and is a predicted model, not a curated record. Lineage: Eukaryota; Fungi; Mucoromycota; Mucoromycetes; Mucorales; Lichtheimiaceae. Gene Ontology annotation, molecular function: protein binding. The transcript has 3 exons. The coding region runs from base 1 to 1644 and encodes 547 amino acids.